AUCCUCUCGCUUCUGCUUUUCUUCUUUUCUCUCAUUUGACUUCUUCUUCUUCUCUCCCAAAAAAAAAAGAAGGCGACAAGAUGAACGGAAAGGUCGGAGAAACCGUGGAGGAGUUCCACGUCUGCAACAACUCGUUCGGCGACCUCAAGAUCAUGGACACCAAGAAGUCCGCCGCCGCGCACCGCAAGCACGAGACGUCCCGCAAGGAGUCCGAGGACGAGUCCCGCCUCCCGGCGCUGGAGGCCGCCUACACCAGCAUCCUGCGGCACCUGGGCGAGGACWCGGACCGCGAGGGGCUGCUGCGCACGCCGCUGCGCGCCGCCAAGGCCAUCCAGUUCUUCACCAAGGGCUACCACGAGACCAUCGACGGUGAGUUCAGCAGGGCCAUAUUCAAUGAGGACCACGAUGAGAUGGUGAUUGUGAAGGACAUCGACAUGUUUUCUCUGUGCGAGCAUCAUCUGGUGCCCUUUUUUGGGAAGGUUCACGUCGGCUACAUCCCCAACAAAAAAGUGGUGGGACUGAGCAAGCUGGCAAGGAUUGUGGAGAUCUUCAGCAGGAGGCUUCAAGUGCAGGAGCGUCUGACCAAGCAGAUUGCCUUGGGAAUAUCUGAGGCCCUGCAGCCAGUGGGUGUAGCUGUGGUUAUAGAAGCAUCGCACAUGUGCAUGGUGAUGCGUGGCGUCCAGAAGAUGAACAGCCGCACGGUGACGAGCACCAUGCUGGGAGCUUACCUGGAGGACCCCAAGACCCGGGAGGAGUUCCUGGCUCUCACCAKGCACGCCUAACCAACCUCAAACACUCGUCCCUCCGCACACGGGAAGCUCUGGAGUCGGUCCGAAACGUGACGUCACUUUAAACACACACACACAWACACACACACCAGGAURACAGGCGUGAAGUUGCAGCAGGACCUCCAGCUCCUGACUUUAAACUCAGCAACACACUGAAGCCAGAACGCUUUUAGAUUCAAACCACUGUGAUCGCAGCAAAAACACAAGUCUUUGGUGCCUUUAAUAGAUAUUUUAUAGUCUUAAUGUUAUAAAACAAAUGAGCUGAGUGCACUGUUGUAACAAAACUGAAAAUACUUAAGAUUCAAUGUUUGUUUUUCUUUUUUUUUUUUCCCCUUUUUUUUCACCCCUGAUGGGAAUUUUAUUGGUGCUUUUCCAAAAACUGUUGUUUCGUAUCUUAAUAUUGUAUUUAGAAUUCUCUGGCUUUAGGAAUUUAGCAAAAUACACAGUAUGUCAUUUAUAAGGACAUUUUUUAAACUCUUUUUAUUGUGUGAUCUUUGAAGAUAUUAAGUCCAAAUGUUUGAUCUCAAGUCCAAAGAAUUACUGUAAAUCUGUGAUCAAAGAUGAUGGUAUUUGUGUAUCCAGGAGUCUGAAAUAAUAAAAAAAAUUAUGCAUAUAAAAGUA
Messenger RNA from Austrofundulus limnaeus, 1409 nucleotides. RefSeq names its product GTP cyclohydrolase 2 (gene gch2). Bases 81 to 782 code for a protein of 233 amino acids. The transcript is spliced from 6 exons. Gene Ontology annotation, molecular function: GTP binding; zinc ion binding; GTP cyclohydrolase I activity. Gene Ontology annotation, biological process: tetrahydrofolate biosynthetic process; tetrahydrobiopterin biosynthetic process. The record is from RefSeq and is a predicted model, not a curated record. Gene Ontology annotation, cellular component: cytoplasm. NCBI's taxonomy places the organism in Eukaryota, Metazoa, Chordata, Actinopteri, Cyprinodontiformes, Rivulidae.